Pochonia chlamydosporia 170 is the source of this 4398-nucleotide messenger RNA. Its product is annotated as ABC multidrug transporter. Gene Ontology annotation, cellular component: membrane. Gene Ontology annotation, biological process: transmembrane transport. The record is from RefSeq and is a predicted model, not a curated record. Lineage: Eukaryota; Fungi; Ascomycota; Sordariomycetes; Hypocreales; Clavicipitaceae. Bases 1 to 4398 code for a protein of 1465 amino acids. The transcript is spliced from 12 exons. Gene Ontology annotation, molecular function: ABC-type transporter activity; ATP binding; ATP hydrolysis activity.
AUGAACGGCACCAGCCAAUGCUCAGACGACAACUUCGGACCGGCCUUCAGUUGCCCAAACAGUUUCGACUUUACGUUGGUGUUUGAACAGGGAGUCCUCUCCAUUAGUGCUUCUGCCAUCUUUCUGGUUUUGCUUCCGUUCGAGCUGUUGAAAUCUUGGCGGUCGACCAAGAAGACGUUGCCAAGUAGAACGUUCAUUGGGAAAGCUCUCUUGAGCGCCAAAUUGCUUGCUUUGCACCUGGCCCUCGUCAUCCUAUGGUCGAGAAAUGACACUUUGCGCACAGCUAUCCCGUACUCUGUACUCUCUCUGGUUGCCAUUGCGGCAUUGUCCAUCUUGACAUUGUUGGAUCACCACCGGGCUGUAAAAUCUUCAUCACUGCUCAUAGCAUUUUUACUCAUCUCCGUGCUAUUUGAUGCCGCUCAAGCAAGAAGCUUGUUUCUACGAGGAACCUCGACUGCUAUUGCUGCUAUACUUUCCACAGUGAUAGCCCUCAAGGUGUUCUUGUUGGCAGUCGAGCUUAGAAACAAGCGCACAUUUCUCAAGGAACCCUACAAGAACCUCCCCCCAGAGGCACUCAGUAACAUCCUCAACCGCAUUUUCUUCUGGUGGAUUAAUCCUACGUUUCGGCAGGGUUAUGGGACAGGCUUGACAUUGGAGUGGUUAUGCGAAGUUGACAUAACUUUACAAACCGGUUCUGUGCAGCAACGAAUUCUCGAUCAAUGGAGACGAUGCUCUCAUCAAGGCAGAUACGCCUUAGUUCAUGCGUUUGCAGGCGCACUUCGAUGGCCAAUGCUUGCGGUUGUCGCCCCUCGCCUGGCCUUGGUGGGUUUCAACUAUGCCCAGCCGUUUCUGAUUAACAGAGCAAUUCGCCUUCUCGAAGAAAAAUGGAACGACGAGACCAGGAAUUACGGUUAUGGACUUAUUGCCGCCACAGGGAUAAUUUAUCUCGGUAUCGCGAUGUCGACGGCACUAUAUCAAUACAAGCUUCGUAGAUUUCUCACACUGGUUCGAACAGCCGGGAUAUCACUGAUAUACGUCACGUCGUUACAUGCUUCUGCAGAAGAUCAGGAUGAAGCAACAACUGCUACUCUGAUGAGUACGGAUGUUGAUCGAGUAGUUACCGGACUGGAGUUGGUACACGAAACGUGGGCUCGACUGCUUGAGAUUGCAAUUGGCGUGUGGCUACUCGCUAGGCAAAUGGGAGCCAUAGCUGUUGCGCCUGUUUUAGUAGUAAUCCUUUGCUUUGCGUGGCAGACCUGGCUUGCUCGGUACAUUGGGCCAAGGCAAUUGCCAUGGAUUCAAGCCAUCCAGACCAGGGUGGGCAAAACUUCUUCGGUUCUUCGCAACAUGAAGGCAGUUCGGGUCAUGGGACUGGCAGAUGUCGUUGAGACUACAUUACAAGGCCAGCGAAUUAGGGAACUGCAGCUUUCCAAAGCAUUCCGCUGGAUGAUUGUUUGGAUCAACAUGGUUGCAUCCAUCCCACAGACUCUAGCUCCGCUGGUUGUAUUCGCGUCAUAUUCUAUACGAACUGUUGUGACUGGCGGCGAUCAACUCUCAGCCGUCAACGCCUUCACUUCUCUCGCUAUCAUAUCCCUGGUUACUAGCCCAACGGUCAAUUUGCUGGCCUCCAUUCCUUCGCUGAGAGUGGCAGAGGGAUGUUUAGACCGCAUCCAAAAAUAUCUUCGUGCCUCAUCCAGUGGCCACGAGCGGUCAACUCAUCGUCAACAACCAUCAACGCAUAGCUUAGUCGAAGAUCCCACCCAACAUGAGAUGCCUACGAUUGACGCUGAAGCAAAAUCUGAUGGUUACUUAGUGAAGCUGAAAGACGUUACUUUAGGUCCUAACACUGAUACAGAAGCUCUCCUCGACAAUGUCAAUCUCAACUUUCAGAAAGCUAGCUUCACCAUAGUUACCGGUCCCGUGGGGUCUGGGAAGUCUCUUUUCUUGAAAACCCUUUUGGGAGAGACUAUUCCUCGCAAGGGCUCCGUUUCGGUCUUCACGAAGUCCGUAGCUUAUUGUUCGCAAACUCCAUGGCUGCCAAAUGGCUCGUUUCGUGACGUUUUGUGCGGGGCAGAAGAGUUUGCAUCAGAAUGGUACAAUUCUGUUAUUCACUCUUGCGAUCUGAAACAGGACAUAGAUGAGUUUCCCCAGGGCGACUUGUCCAUCAUUGGCAGUCGUGGCUCGAACUUGAGUGGAGGACAAAGGCAAAGACUGGCUUUGGCGCGAGCUAUAUACGCACGCAGGGAGCUGCUUCUCCUUGACGACGUUUUCAGCGGCGUUGACAAAGAAACAGAAUACAGAAUUUCGCAAAGACUCUUUGCGCAAGAUGGUUUUCUUCGCAGGUCGAAUUGCACCACCAUCUUUGUCACGCACUCUGUUCAGAGUUUGUCAAUGGCUGAUGCUGUGAUCGUGCUUGACCCCGAAGCUAGAACUGCCCAGUCUUAUAUACCGAAUGAACUUGAGACUCUGCCUACCUCAGCUAGCCAUUCAUCCACCACAUCUCAACACUCAUCGAUUGAAGAGAAAAAGGCCAGUCCUAUGGCAGGUAUGCAGAAUACCAGAUCUGCUACAGCCACAAAUGCUGUGAAGGGCUGCAGCAUAGAAGAUUUGGAAGAUCUAGCCCGGCGCACUGGUGACACUUCAUGUUAUCUCUAUUACUACAAGGCAAUAGGUCUCACACGUACCGUGGUGGCUGUAGUGAUCCUCGUCAUAUACACCUUUGCAUCAAAUUUCCCCAGAUACUGGAUCAAGUGGUAUACUGACAAUCCAACUCCGAGAUUCCCGGUCUUCAUCGGUGUCUACGUUUGGCUGGUAGCGAUGGCCAGCUUAAGCCAAGGCGCGAUGAUCUGGCAAAUCAUGAUCAAUAUUGUCCCCAAAUCUGGAGCCGAGCUGCAUAGAAUCCUGCUGCGCACGAUAAUGCAUGCCCCGAUGCGAUUCUUCUGGACAACUGACUCCGGAGUCACCCUCAACCGGUUUAGCCAGGACAUGACCUUAGUUGAUGCCGUUCUUCCUACUGCUGCUUUUGGAACAUUUCUUGCGGUGUUUCAGUGCGCUGCCCAGCUUGCUUUUAUCGCCAUUGGAUCUAGUUAUAUGGCAGUUUGUAUCCCAGUAGCGGCGAUCUCGCUCUUUUUUGUUCAAAAAGUCUACCUUCGUACUUCCAGACAACUGCGAUUUCUCGACCUCGAGGCCAGGAGUCCCUUGUUCACGCACUUCGUCGAGACGACAGAGGGCCUUGCAAGCAUUCGGGCAUUCAACUGGCAAGAGUCCUUCAUCGAGAGAAAUAUCAGAUGUCUCAAUCAGUCGCAAAAGCCAUACUAUCUCCUCCUCUGUAUUCAGCAAUGGCUAAUUCUUGUCCUUGACUUGAUGGUCGCUGCCAUAGCUCUUAUUUUAAUGGCUCUAGCAAUGACUCUUCGGAGUAGCACCAACGGUGGAGCGCUGGGAGUUGGUUUAACUGCCGUCUUGUCGUUUAACCAGGCUUUGCAGACCUUGAUGAUCAGUUGGACUCAAAUGGAAACUUCUCUUGGAGCAAUUGCGAGAACGAAGAAUUUGGAAACUGCCCUCCCGCCUGAGGAUACGAAUGACGAGGACAUCGAGCCACCGGCUGACUGGCCUCGUGAUGGGUCAAUUGAAUUUCGCGAUGUAUCUUUAUCUUACAAUGAGGAGACAAUUGCUUUGGACCAUGUUUCAUUUCGCAUUGAACCGCGUCAAAAGGUUGCAAUCCUGGGCAGAACCGGAAGUGGCAAAAGUACGAUUCUCGCCGCUUUACUUCGGCUUGUAGACAUUUCGCCCACAGCGUCUCCGGGGCAGAUUUUAAUUGACAACACGCCUAUCACCAGCAUUAAUCGCAGGGUGCUGCGAUCUCGCAUUUUAUCAAUCCCACAAGACCCGGUAUAUCUCCCAGGCUCUGUCCGCUAUAAUGCCUAUCCGUUCAGUGAAGACGAGGUUCAGUCACACGACGAGUUGAUUGUCGCCGCCUUGGAAAAUGUGACUCUGUGGGAAGUCAUAAAAGAACACGGAGGUCUAGACGGUGAUAUGGCCGCACUGUCAUUGUCUCAGGGACAGGGACAACUAUUUGCUAUUGCAAGAGCUAUCAUCAGAAAGGAUAUUGGCGAAAAGAAUGAUGUUAGAAAUGUGAAGAACGAUCCUGAGCCAGCUGGAGACCACUUCAGGCACAGAAUCUUGCUUAUAGACGAGGCGACUAGUAACGUGGACGCUGACACCGACACCAAGAUGCAAGCAUUAAUUGGGCAGGAAUUCCGCCAUUUCACGGUCAUCACCAUCGCGCAUCGAUUGGAGUCUAUUAGGGGUUCAGAUGUGGUGGGAGUCAUGGACCAAGGCGAAAUGGUGAAAUUCGGUCCUGCAGCAGAGAUCCUGGGCGAUAUUACGGAACAAGCAUAG